Molecule: messenger RNA, 4871 nt
Organism: Pieris brassicae (large cabbage white)
Lineage: Eukaryota; Metazoa; Arthropoda; Insecta; Lepidoptera; Pieridae
Exons: 19
Coding region: 87-3359 (1090 amino acids)
Source: RefSeq, a predicted model, not a curated record
GGCCUAGCGGAUUCAGCGCGCUACUCUCAUACUUGAGGUUGUAUGUUCCAUCACUGGCUGUGCACCAAUGGACUUGCUUUCUCUAAAUGGGGUCCAGCGCUUCAGCUAUAAGUGAAACUCCAGAUGGGGACUUACGCUUGCCAGCAUCCGGACUACGGUUUAGUACUCAUCAUCUCAGAUCUCUCAACGCAUAUAUUGAAACAUUAUAUGAAGAGGAUCAGAAAAACCGAAUGUCAGUGUCAACGGAGAUGAUGGUGGAAGCUCUCGUUCAAAAACUUGUGGAUGGAGCUGGGCAGAGGGACCCUCGGUUUCGUUGUAGUCAUCUGAUAGCCUUGCACCGAGGGAAGAAGAUGCGGUCUAGAUCCCUAGAAUACCUGGUCACCAUCGAUUCAUUACCACCUCUUAACACGGAUGAUGACUGCAGUCUCCAAGAAAGCCCAGUGGGUUAUGGGAAGGUACGCUUGUCUGGCCGAGAGGCAGAUAAAUGGGGAGAGUUUCUAACCUCGGCAGGUUAUUUAUGUAGGGAUAAAAUUGUGGAGAGAUGGGUGCAAUUGAUAGCACGUUGCGCGCAGUCACGCGGAGGUGGCGCUUCAAGAGUCCUCUGCGCACGCGCGCAUCAACAUGCAUUACCGUAUUCCUACUGCUAUCUCGAAACAUCACACCAGAGCUCAACAGAGCGCCGAUUGGCGAUAGUGGAAGGUCCGGCCUGGGUUAUGCUCCGUGUCGGGGCGGGAGAGGCGGAGGCGAAGUUAAUGCUGGGCGCAAGGGUGGGCGGAUGCAGCCCUCACGCGUAUACCAGUACUGUGCCCAUCACACAUCCGUUGGCCUUGCUUCAUUAUACCGCUGCUAAAGGGGGUUACUACGCAGUAACAGUAGGUCCACCAUCAUCAAUGGUCUGUGCUGAACGAUCUUCUACCUGGCAAUUGUGGCACCCGGCACUGGAAGCCACAUUGGACUCGCAUUGUGCAGAGUAUUCUCAUGUAGGAAAAGUGGCUGGUGCCUUGAAUGUGUUGGUUGACAAGAUGAGAGAAGGAUGCUAUGAGGGUUCUCUCCAACUGCUAAGUCGCUAUGCAGCGAGUUGCGCUUUCCGGCGUCGCCUCUAUCGAUGUUCCACCUAUAAAAGCAUCACUGCAAGGGCCUGCCUGACUUCCCACGUCUCCUAUCACCUUUUACUAAUCUUAGAUGACCUACUUCAGCUAUGUUCAGGCGGUGGUGUCACCGGUUUCGUAUACCCUGUAGAGAAAGGUUGUCUCGUCAGAAGAGCGGCGAGAGACAUCAACUGGACUGCUGAUAUCACUGCUCUGUCUCGAUGUCUUCAAUAUUUGCAUAGAAUUACUGGAGACGAAGAAAUUCCUAAAUCUCCCUCUGAAACAUUGGAAACAGCGAUUUUUAGUAAAUGGGAGAGACUCUCACAUGAAGUAAGAUGCACUGGACCUGGGAGUUAUACGAAGAGACAAUUACGAUAUUUAAAUAGAGUCACAUCAGAAUUAGUGCGAUGCAAGCGUUCUAUUGCAUAUGAAAGUCAUAGUACAUUUCGAGCCAACCUCAUUCAAGUUACGGCAAUGAAUUUGAAGUCUGUCGAAGAUUUGAUUCACAUAAUGGCGAUAAUAUUGGACCAAGCGCGUGAUGUGUAUUUGAAUAAUGUUAAAAGUAGAACAGUUGGAGAGUUUGAAAGGGAAUUGACGGCUUAUAGGUCAAAAAAGUGGAAUAAAUUGAAAGACUACUACGAUGCAUCAUCAGCGUGUUUAAUAGACGCUGUGAGACGAGACAAGGACGUGAGAGAGGAAGACCUCACUGAAGACACGAGUCUCAUGAAUACUGUAUUACACUGGCUUUAUAAGGGUGCAAAAGAAGAUAAAAAAUACCUUGGCCCAGUUUUAAAACCAUUUCUAGAUGAUUUAUUCGUGUCAUCAUUAGAAAACUCAUGGUUUUCGGAGGAUUAUAUAUCGAAAAAUUGUGAUUUGGAAAUUGACGGAUUGAGGGAAUACUGUAUGGGGGUUCAUGAAGGGGUCAUAGAACCGCAAAAGGGACUGAUCGAAGUGGCAAAGAAGCAAACUUGGGCUAAAGCAAUCGUGGAUUUUGUUGAUAGGCACCGCCUUGUUGAUUUCCGGUUAAUAUUUCCAACCGGCGAUGGUCUAGCGGUAUCAUAUCCUCUUAAGCUAUCUUCUAGAAGAGACCAAGCCAGAACUUUGACGCUGAAUAGACGGAAUAAGGCUGAAGCUAAACUGAAAUUAGCAAAACGAUGUGUUGUUAACGCAUUUAAUGAUGUCCUUGUUGGGAAACGAUUUAACAAUAAACAGAACCACCAUGGUAGUACCGACGAAAUUUUAAUUUGCGCGAAAAACGGUAGCUUUUGGAGAACUACCAAACCAGAUAUUAUUCCAUCAGCGUCGAGGACUUUGGAGGUACCAAAAGUCAGGCGUAGACGUCCAGCCACUAUGUAUGGGUUUCCAGAAAUAUCUAUCACCAACCAAGCGGAUACAAAGACGAUGCGACGAAAAUACCAUACAUUGAAGAGCUUGGUAUACUCAGACCAGGUAGACGUUAAGGAGAUGCGGAGAAGACCGAGAUCUGCCGGGUCUUCUAUGAAAAAUAAGGAGCCAUUGAGUAGACCAAGUCUUUUGGAGACUCUUGAUUUUAUUAAUAGCGUAAAGGAUGCACUUUGCGAAGAGUCAGGCGUCUCUGAUGUAGAAGAUAGCGGCUGGAGCGUAGAAGAUGAAUGGGUUCUCACUCAAGUCACUCCACUAAACAUAAUAACAACAAGCGAAACGGGAAAAUUACAUCUUUUGCUGUCUGACAUUAUACUUUGUGCUUUACGAAGAGGAUGUUUUACGAUGUUGCAAGAGCUGUGUUUGUUUCUUGGUGAGUCAAGCGAAGGAGCGUUAUUCUCGCUCCAUCGACUCUCGCGAGCUGCUCGAGCCAGGAGUAGCGAGCGUGUUAAUAGUACCUGGAAGCUGCCCGAAGCACAGUUGCCCAUAAUAACACAGCAGUACAAAGUACGAUCACCAGAUUAUUUCUCUGGAGAUGAAACACAACCACCCCCUAUACCUAAGCGAUCUACAUCUAACGAAAUAAUCAAACAGUACGACUGUUCACCUAGAAUGGAAAUGAAACCAUCCACGGGCAUAAUUAAUCCAAUAUAUGACAUAAAAAUACCAAAAGAUAAAUUUGUGAAACGAACAAAAUCGUUAAGUAGGACCCCCAGCACCAAGAGUGAUAAUUUUACUUUACGGAAAAACAAAACAAAUGAUGUACACAAUGCUAUAGAGGGGAUCGAAAUGAAAAAACAUUUCCUACAACGAUAUAAUAGCAACGGGACUAUUGGUUCAUAUAGAAUUAGAAGAAACAAUAUUGAAUAGGUGUUUACAAUAUUGCUUACACGUAAAUACUGAUUGCCUAACCUUGACUAAAUAACUAAAGAAAAUUUGUUAAACCUUUGCCCAAGAUAACAUGUUCCGUAGAUUUUUCUUGUUUCUUGCAUGUAUAUAGUAGAGUCGUUCUCCUCAAUAUCGAUUCUCCUGCGAACGCUUAACGUUGGUGUAACACAUUUUCUUUUAUAUAAGAAGCUAACAAGGUUCUAUAAUGAACAAAAACUAACUAGAUUUAGUGCAUAGUGUGAGGAUUUUUGAUAAAUAAAUAAAAAUAUUUUAUUUUAUUUUAUUAUUACUUCAUGGGUUUCGCGAUUUUUGUAAUUUAUUUAUAUAUAAAUGCGAAUUUAUUUCAAGCGCUUUUUAGGAUUUUCUCGCUGACUCCGAUUGCUUAAUAAAUUCACGUCUAUAUUAUUUGUUCGCUUUUAAAGAAGUCAUUGCUAAGUGCCUAUCUCGAACCUAAUCCGCUGUUUUACUGGUAUUUUUUUGGGAACAAACAGUUUGUGGUAUGUAAUGUGGUAAACUUUAAUAAAAAAAAUCCUAUCUUAUAUUUAUGAAAAAUCUUAUAAAAUGAAAUUAUGAAAAUAAGUUUAGCAGUUUAAACACGAAUACAGACACUUGCGCAUUAUUAGUUGAGAUUUGCGACUGUAUUGUUAAGCAAUUUGCCAAUACGAGGCAAGGUUACCGGCGCGCGGCGUCACAUUGUAACGUACAGUUGAAUUUCUUGGUAAGCGGUUAAAUAAUGGUUAUUGAUGAUAUAUUACUGUGUACACUGUCUACCUACGUAUGGUUACUUUUCUUCAUACAUUACGUUUGUUCCUCUUAUUUGUAAACACUAAACAAAGACGAACAAUUAAUAAUAUUAAAAUUCUUCUUAAAUUGCUUUAAAAAAUUGUCGAUGUCUCUUUUCUAAGUAUUAAGAAUAAUAAAUUAAAAAAACAGUGACUUUUAGUCUUCGAUUUCUGUACUUCUUCCACUGAUGGGUUUUGUUUGGCAACUGGGUCUAAUCAUACAGGUUUACUCACAAAUGUCUUUCGUAUGAAUCAGUGCGAAUGAGCCCUUAAAAUGUUAUCGAUGCACAGCCGCGAUUCGGUGACCUCAAGGUUGAGAGUCAUUUAACCACUAAGCUAACAGAGGAUAGCUAAGUUUAAGAUCAUCUUCUUAUAUGAUACAUUAAAGUAUACUUAGAAACUUGUAUUCGCUCAAUCAUGUAUAGGUGAAAACUUUGUAAGUAACUUUAGGAAUUAAUUUAGUUGGAUCGUGUUGAUGGAUCAACUCUCUAUGUUACUGUUUUUUAAAGAAAAAAAAUUACAGCACGGCUUGGAUUGAAAACCAUUAUUUUAUAAUUGUGUUUUUUUGAGUGUGUGUCCAGAAAUGUCAGUAAAAUUAAUUUGUAUGUAUAAUAUAUUCAAUGGUCACCAUAAUGGCGACUGUCUUUGGUACAUGUCAAAUUAUUUUUAAGAAAUAUAAAAAAAAAUAUUGGUCAUGUAUUGAAUUUAAUUC